AUGUUCAAAUAUCCAAAUAGUUUGCCAAAGCUGAUACCUGUGGUCAGUCUUGCUAUGUUAUGUCUAUCUCUAGCACAUAUGGAGGCAACAAUUAUUGAUGAAAAGCAUCCAGUGGUGAUAUAUUCCUCUGAAAGAUUUUGUAUAGUCCAGGUACCAGAUGUACCCAUAGACGGUCAAGAUUUAGAAUACAUUUUGUCCGAAUUGAGUCACACCUCAUCUGAAAGCGAUCCCUUUGCUGCAGCCGAGAUUUAUAACCCGGAAGAUCCGGACUAUCAUCAAACUUGUGAAGUUAAAAGCUGUAAAGGAGAUGUGUUCAGUUCCUGCUUUCAAUGCUCAAUUUUGUUAUGUUGGAAGCAUUUUGAGGAUGAUACCCUAUCCUGCCAGGACGGACACAGGACAGUACAGAGCAGUGUACUUAGCAAAGAGAAACAGGAAGAGAGGCGCCCUGAAGAUUUUUUUGUAGAAGGUUCCCAGGCAGAAGGUGAUAGGAAAAAAAGUCAAAGAAGAUAA
Molecule: messenger RNA, 510 nt
Organism: Acanthoscelides obtectus
Lineage: Eukaryota; Metazoa; Arthropoda; Insecta; Coleoptera; Chrysomelidae
Source: the annotation of a GenBank genome assembly